Arabidopsis thaliana (thale cress) is the source of this 2653-nucleotide messenger RNA. Its product is annotated as Sugar isomerase (SIS) family protein. The record is from RefSeq and is marked reviewed. Gene Ontology annotation, biological process: gluconeogenesis; carbohydrate derivative metabolic process; glycolytic process. NCBI's taxonomy places the organism in Eukaryota, Viridiplantae, Streptophyta, Magnoliopsida, Brassicales, Brassicaceae. Gene Ontology annotation, molecular function: glucose-6-phosphate isomerase activity; carbohydrate derivative binding. Bases 420 to 2102 code for a protein of 560 amino acids. The transcript has 22 exons. Gene Ontology annotation, cellular component: cytoplasm; cytosol.
UAGAAAAUGAAUAAACCAAUUUCCUUAAUCCAACUAAAACGCCACCGUUUUAACAUUCUCUACCAACUUAUUCCGUUCUAUCGCGCGUGUUGCAGAGCAGAACCUUCCGUCAACACGUGUCAUACCCUCAGCUCUCACACGCUUCUUCCCUAUCGGAAACUUUCUCUCUUCUAGCUUUCUUCUUCUCACAAUUCCGGAAUCUUCUUCUUCACCUCAUCUUCGAAGACCUUCAGGUUUUUGUUUUUGUUUUUGUUUUUGUUUCCUUCUCUUGAUUAAUCAAAACUGUGAUACCAAUUCAAGUUUUGUUCCGUUAAAUCGCGAUGAACGACGACUCUCGCGUUUCAAAAUCAAAUUGUUUUGAAUCUGAAUUUUUAUUAUUAUUUGACUUUUUCGUUGUUGUUGAUGAUUGAUUACUAGUAAUGGCGUCAUCAACCGCUUUGAUUUGUGAUACCGAAGCGUGGAAGGAUUUGAAGGGACAUGUAGAAGAUAUUAAGAAGACUCAUUUGCGUGAUUUGAUGAGUGAUGCUAAUAGAUGCCAGUCCAUGAUGAUGGAGUUUGAUGGGUUGCUGUUGGAUUAUUCUCGACAGCGUGCAACUGUUGAGACAAUGGACAAGCUUUUGAACUUGGCAAAGGCUUCUCAAUUGACAGAGAAGAUCAGCCGCAUGUUCAAUGGGGAGCAUAUUAACAGUACAGAGAACAGAUCAGUUCUUCAUGUUGCGCUCCGUGCUCCAAAGGAUGCAGUUAUCAAGGCUGAUGGAAUGAAUGUGGUUCCAGAAGUGUGGAACGUUCUAGAUAAGAUCAAGGAAUUUUCUGACAAAAUUCGCUCUGGUUCAUGGGUUGGAGCCACUGGCAAACCGCUGAAAGAUGUCAUUGCGAUUGGUAUUGGUGGUAGCUUCUUAGGUCCACUGUUUGUCCACACGGCUCUCCAAACAGAUCCUGAAGCUCUAGAGUCUGCUAAAGGACGCCAGCUGCGAUUUCUUGCAAAUAUUGAUCCUGUUGAUGUUGCUAGAAAUAUCAGUGGACUAAAUCCAGAAACUACUCUAGUUGUGGUGGUCUCGAAAACGUUUACAACAGCUGAAACAAUGCUUAACGCCAGAACAUUGAGGGAAUGGAUAACAGCUGCUCUUGGGGCUUCAGCUGUUGCAAAACAUAUGGUUGCUGUCAGCACUAAUCUUGCGUUAGUAGAGAAGUUUGGUAUUGACCCGAACAAUGCAUUUGCAUUUUGGGACUGGGUUGGUGGAAGGUACAGUGUUUGCAGUGCGGUUGGAGUCUUACCUUUGUCUCUGCAGUAUGGCUUCUCCAUGGUUGAGAAGUUUUUGAAGGGAGCUUCAAGCAUUGAUCAGCAUUUCCAGUCCACACCGUUCGAGAAGAAUAUACCUGUGCUUUUAGGGUUGUUGAGUGUAUGGAAUGUAUCAUUUCUUGGAUAUCCUGCUAGGGCCAUCUUACCUUAUUCGCAAGCCCUUGAGAAAUUUGCUCCACACAUUCAACAGGUUAGUAUGGAGAGUAAUGGAAAGGGAGUCUCAAUUGAUGGUCUACCUCUCCCGUUCGAGACUGGUGAGAUUGAUUUUGGUGAACCUGGAACAAAUGGUCAACACAGCUUUUACCAACUCAUUCACCAGGGACGCGUAAUCCCUUGUGAUUUCAUUGGCAUUGUGAAGAGUCAGCAACCUGUGUACCUUAAGGGAGAGGUGGUCAGUAACCACGACGAGCUCAUGUCAAACUUUUUUGCACAGCCUGAUGCUCUUGCAUAUGGAAAAACUCCUGAACAGCUGCAGAAAGAGAAUGUUUCAGAAAAUCUCAUUCCCCAUAAGACAUUCUCUGGAAAUCGACCUUCUCUUAGCCUUCUACUUCCAGAAUUGACUGCUUACAAUGUUGGCCAGUUGUUGGCUAUCUAUGAACACAGAGUAGCAGUUCAAGGCUUUGUGUGGGGUAUCAAUUCGUUUGACCAGUGGGGCGUUGAGCUAGGAAAAGUUCUGGCUACUCAGGUCAGGAAACAGCUUCAUUCAUCACGCACUCAAGGAACCGCUCCCGAGGGAUUCAAUUACAGUACCACCACACUUUUGAAACGAUAUCUCGAGACAAGUUCCGAGCCCCAGAUGUGAUGACCAAGCCCAAGUUUCUCUCCUUCGACCAAACGUGAACCAUUUGAGCAUUUUUCACCCUUGUUCUUCUUUUUUUCACUGUCCCUGAUCAGAGUAUACUUUAUCGGCACUCAUAAAUUAUCUAAAAAUGGGUACUAAUAAUCCAAACCCCAUAAAAUCAGAAUUGGGAGCAUAAUAUCAGAGGAGCUUUUUUUCUCUAAAUUAUAUGCACAUAAAAUGAUUUAAGAAUAGUCGGCAGCCUUUUCGUAUCCGAAAAUCAACGUCGAGUGACUAUGUACUUCGAUCGAGUGUUUUGAUGCUUAACGUGUACGAUCAAAAACUUAACAUCCUUAAAAGAACGCACGACUUAGGAUACUUUCUCUUAUUGCUCAUCAGAAUUUCAUAAACCAUAGAAACAGCAUUUUUCAAGCUUGCAUGGCAAUCCGGUUAUUCCGAAAGAUAUUGUAUCUGAUUAAUGAUUAUAUACGUAACUAUUCACUUUAGAUUUUGUAGAAUAGCAUUCAUGUACCUCUGUUUACGGUUAUUGUAUAUAACAUACCUCUUAAAACAAA